AGGGUUGGCAUUAUUGUUCCUAACAGUGAUGGAUACAAGCAGAUCAUGCCCUAUGACCUCUACCAUCCCCUUCCUCGAUGGGAAAGUACACCCUGGACUGCCUGUUCCUCAUCCUGUGGAGGGGGCAUUCAAAGCCGCAGUGUCUCAUGUGUGGAAGAAGACAUUCAGGGGCAUAUCAGCCCCGUGGAAGAAUGGAAAUGCAUGUAUACUCCAAAGAUGCCUGUUGUCCAGCCUUGCAAUAUAUUUGACUGCCCAAAGUGGCUUGCUCAGGAAUGGUCUCCGUGCACUGUGACCUGUGGACAAGGACUCAGAUACCGUGUUGUCCUUUGCAUUGAUCACAGGGGGAUGCACACAGGAGGCUGUACUCCUAAAACAAAGCCACAUAUAAAAGAAGAAUGCAUUGUACCCACUCCUUGCUACAAACCCAAAGAGAAACUUCCCGUGGAAGCAAAGUUGCCAUGGUAUAAGCAGGCUCAAGAGCUGGAGGAAGGAGCAGUAGUGUCUGAAGAGCCAUCGUUUAUCCCUGAGGCUUGGUCCACCUGUAGUGUCACCUGUGGAGUGGGCAGCCAGGUGCGACUUGUGAAAUGUCAAGUGCUCCUCUCUUUCUCUCAGUCUGUGGCUGACUUGCCCAUUGAUGAAUGUGAAGGUCCCAAACCUGUGUCUCAGAGAGCCUGCUACAGUGGCCCCUGCAGUGGGGAGGGAACUGAAUAUACACCAGAAGAAACUGAGCUGCUGUAUGGCAGUUUGCAGGAGUUUGAUGAGCUCUAUGACUGGGAAUAUGAGGGCUUUACGGAGUGUUCAGAGUCCUGUGGAGGAGGUGUCCAGGAGGCUGUGGUGACCUGCCUGAACAAACAAACCAGGGAGACUGCAGAUGAGACACUAUGUGUAACCAGCCGCCGUCCACCACAGCUGUUGAAAGCCUGUAGCCUGGACCCCUGCCCCCCAAG
Phaethon lepturus (White-tailed tropicbird) is the source of this 947-nucleotide messenger RNA. Its product is annotated as ADAMTS-like protein 1. Lineage: Eukaryota; Metazoa; Chordata; Aves; Phaethontiformes; Phaethontidae. Gene Ontology annotation, biological process: extracellular matrix organization. Gene Ontology annotation, molecular function: metalloendopeptidase activity. The annotation marks the transcript as partial. The record is from RefSeq and is a predicted model, not a curated record. The transcript has 6 exons. Gene Ontology annotation, cellular component: extracellular matrix.